AUGGAGGAUUAUCAAAUCAUAGAAUCCAUUGGAGAGGGCUCAUUUGGUAAAGUCUACAAAGCCCGCAUUAAAGGGACUGGCCAAAUUGUUGCAAUGAAGUUCAUUGUUAAGAAAGGAAAGAACGAGAAAGAGCUGAAAAAUCUCCGUAGCGAAAUUGAAAUCCUCACCAAACUGAAUCAUCCACAUAUUAUCAUGCUGUUUGACUCCUUCGAGACCGAUUCCGACUUCGUCGUCGUGAUGGAGUAUGCGCAAGGCGAGCUGUACGAUAUCCUCGAAGACGACAAACAGCUUCCGGCAAAAGAAGUGCAAAAGAUUGCAAAACAGCUUAUACAGGCGCUCAACUAUCUGCAUUCCAACCGCAUCAUACACCGUGAUAUGAAGCCUCAAAACAUUCUCAUAGGUCAGAAUGGCGCCGUCAAACUUGCCGAUUUUGGGUUUGCACGCUCCAUGAGUUACAACACAAUUGUGCUGACAAGCAUCAAAGGGACCCCGCUAUAUAUGGCACCAGAACUCGUGCAGGAGCGUGCGUAUGACAACCGUGUUGACUUGUGGUCUUUAGGAUGCAUUUUGUACGAGUUGUACUACGGCAGACCGCCUUUCUACACGAAUAAUUUAUUUGCAUUGAUUAAAAAGAUUGUCUGCGAGCCUGUGAAAUUCGAUAGCAAGGCUGACGAUCCAAUUAGCCCGGAGUUCCAGAAUUUUCUUAGUGGUCUGCUGACAAAAUCGGCGUCGUCGCGUCUUAACUGGCCUGACCUGCUAAAUCACCCGUUUGUGCAACUCACGAAAAGUGAUGCAACGUGGCAGGACGUCAUCACGCGACAUGACUCCAAAAUGAAAACGCGUAUGGACAAACUGGGCUGUCUGCGACUCCACGGCGGCGCGAGUUGGGCGGCGCCGAAGCACCAAUUGACGCAAAAGGAUGAAAUUAUCAACACUCAGACAGCACACACUUUGGAAUCCGGACGAGAAGCCGAAGUGCGAUCGACUUUGGCGCAACUUGUGCGCGCGGUCAAUGCAGCUACUGGGGAUUUGACAAAAUCUACUAUCCUCCUUGGUAUCUUUGACUUUGGAGUGCUUGAAGGUGUGCUCAAGCUUUUCACCCAAAAGCAGCCGCGCACGACUGUGCAGCUGGCCCUGGAGUUGCUGCAGGCGCUGCUGUUCCCCGAAAACGGCGAUGUGGUCGCCUUUCCAUCGCAGAGGCCAAAGCGUGACGGAAUUGAGGUUUUGGAAGAGAGAAACUCACACCAGCAAAUCGAUUUGUUCAUCCGCCAACAGGUCGCCAACAGACUCACCAAAAAGCCACACGACGCGCUGGACUACAUUGUUGGUGAAAUUGGGAGCAACAGCAACUCUCAGGCCGAGAUCUGCGUCAAGAUUGUCUUCCAAUGCUUUCGUUGGGAGAACAGCUUUGGUCCGACGGUCACGCAGUUACAGACGUUUCCUGAAAUGUGGUCUGCGGUGCUGUCUUCCGUCGACCACGACAGCGUAUCGAAAGGUAAGAUAUCGUACGAGUAUGCCGCUCUUGUUUUCCACACGGUGUCCAUCGUAAUCCCCCACAUAAAAUUGGCUGCCCCGCAACGCAUUAACCGCGAAAAGGUACUUCAUCUGGUCACGCAGGCCCUUCAAGCAGUAUGCUACUACGAGGUGUCAGCGGUCGAUGCUCACCGAAAUAAGAUACCUUCUCUCACGUAUGCCGCCGCCGCCGCUUUGCUCAUCGCGUUCGCCCAUCGUGAGCUGAAGGACAUCGUGUCUUUCACCGUCAAUGAUGCCCUUCUGGACGGCAUCUAUUCCAUCGUGGACGCUGUCUCUGCAACCCCCAACCGCCCCGUUCCGACACGUGCGGUGGGAAGCAGCUACGGCUACCCCGACUACGGCCUGCUUGACGGUGUGGCGCACAUGCUAUCUCUGUGUUUUUCGGACCCAGAAUCGCUGGUGUACGCAAAACUCCCCGGAAAAUCAGAGCACCGGUUCUUAGAGAGCGACACAAAGAAUUUAGCCCUCCUCGUAAUGACGUUGCUGCGCGACAGCGACGCACGAACAGAGUUAUCUCCCAAUGGCGUCCAAACGCUUUUGCGCGCUGCCCAGCAGAUUUUUCAGCAACAGAAAGAGCAAAGUGCAUCGAUGAGUUUGCUCAUGGAGGUCAUCCCGCCCUACACUGGCGAGUCAGGAAGCCUCUGCUGGCUUGCCGUUGUCUGCCGCACUCUCAAAACGGAUUAUUUCAAACAGCUCUUCAACUGGCCUGCCUGUCGCGGAGGAGGUGCCACCGGGGUGAGCUCGCACGUGACCAUUGUUUCUCAAAUUCUGGCGGACUCCUUGCGUCCUUUCAGCUCUUCGUCAAGCCCAACCGCCGCGGACGAGAAGCUGACGAGCGAUGUAAGCAGGGUGUUGUACAAGGAGAAGGUUGUCGAGCUUCUCGUGAACGCAAUGGACUUUUCCGAGAGCGUUUUUCUUGGCAGUCCCUUCUCCAUCAUCGCCAAGCUGUGCGCCAACUCUGUGGACUUCAUUAGAGCCUUUGUAGAUUGUGGCGGUGUGGAGGCCUCGCGAAUCCGGCGUGUUCUCGAUCCCAACAAGGCAGGAACCGGGCUUAUGUCGGACGGUCUGAUCGUUCUCUCGCAGAUGGCGCGCAUGUCCGCCGAGUUCUACGAAGCGAUCCACAAAGCAAACCUGUACGACUGCAUCGCCGCGCUUCUCCAGCACUCUGAGAAGGACCUCCGCGGGAAGACAUGCACGCUUAUUGGGAACAUGUGCAAACACUCGGAUUUCUUUUUUCAACCACUCGAAAAGAAUCACAUCGUGGAGCGCUUAGUAAAGUGCUGCAGCGACAGCGACGCGCAGACGCAGAAGCUUGCGGCCUUUGCGAUUGGUAACGCGGCGUUUCACAGCGACUAUCUUUACCGUUUGUUGGGUCCUGCUAUUCCUUCGCUGGUAGAGCUUUUGGCAUGCGGGGAUGCGAAGACCCGACAAAACGCUGCUGGCGCGCUGAGUAAUUUUGUGCGAAACGGCGAUCAGCUUGUUGCUACUCUAGAAACCUCCAACGUAGUGGAGGGGCUUUUAAAGAUGCUACGCGACGAUGACUCUCUCUCGUCGAAGAAGGUGGCUGUCCUGACGAUCAACUCGUUUUGCACGUACGACAUGUUCAGGCGAAAAUUUCUGAGUCUUGACGUGAAGGAGGAUAUCCGAAGGUUGCAGCAAGACUCCAUCGCUCGCGGAGACCCUUCUAUUCAAAAGUACGUCGGAAAGCUCAUGGAUCGGCUAGGGUGA
This is a messenger RNA of Leptomonas pyrrhocoris, 3261 nucleotides long. Its product is annotated as mitogen-activated protein kinase kinase 2 (MKK2). NCBI's taxonomy places the organism in Eukaryota, Euglenozoa, Kinetoplastea, Trypanosomatida, Trypanosomatidae. Bases 1 to 3261 code for a protein of 1086 amino acids. The record is from RefSeq and is a predicted model, not a curated record. Gene Ontology annotation, molecular function: protein binding; ATP binding; protein kinase activity. Gene Ontology annotation, cellular component: cytoplasm. Gene Ontology annotation, biological process: protein phosphorylation. The transcript has a single exon.